AUGACCCUCGACUACACUGUUAACCCCGUCACUUCAAGUGACUUGCCAGCUCUCACAAAUCUUAUCCACUCUGCAAAACUCGCUCUAAGCAUCAACCGUCUUAUUUUCCUGAACUGGCCGAACGAGAAACUUCAAGUCACACUCUACUCGCGAGCAGUCCAAGGUGGAUAUGAUGAUCCUGUGACGGAAUGUUUCAAGGCUGUCGACAAUGAGACUCAGGAGAUCAUCGGGUACAUUGUCCUAGAGCGUAAAACGCCCCAAGAUUCCCAGGAAUCAGAGAAAACCGAACGGAGUGUUCCAGAUGGACUCAAUCCCCCACUUCUCGCUGAUGUUGAAAAUGCGACCCGGCAGAUCGCGAAGGAGGUCAACGAUAUGCAUCGUUUUGAUGUGAUUUAUAUGUGUGUGAAACCAGCUUUCCAGGGACGUGGGAUUGGUUCCCAGUUAGUUCAGCUGGGCUUUGAUCGAGCCAAGGCUGAAGAUAUCCCGCUAUCUGUUUGUGCAGAAGCACCUUCUAUUCCUUUUUUCAAAAAGAUUGGAUUCAAGGAGACAAUACAUGUCGAUAUGGAUUUGCAGAAAUACGCACCCGCUCAUAGCGGCUUUGGGGUUUUCCGUCUUGCUGGAAUGAUCUGGUAUUCUUGA
Penicillium odoratum is the source of this 639-nucleotide messenger RNA. Its product is annotated as GNAT family N-acetyltransferase. The record is from RefSeq and is a predicted model, not a curated record. Bases 1 to 639 code for a protein of 212 amino acids. The transcript is spliced from 2 exons. Lineage: Eukaryota; Fungi; Ascomycota; Eurotiomycetes; Eurotiales; Aspergillaceae. Gene Ontology annotation, molecular function: acyltransferase activity, transferring groups other than amino-acyl groups.